AUUUUUCCCCCUGCUUGCUGCAAUGUAAACUACUCCUCCCAGUGCACUUUGCAAUGCAGACUACAUGUCCCACAAUGCCCCUGCAGUGGAGACACAAAAGGCGACAGGCAGGGAUGCAAGAUCUGCUGUCCUGGUGUCUCGGUGAAGCAUCUCUAGUUGGCUGGGGAGCCCCCCAUUUACCUGGCAGGGCUUGUGUACAGGGGCCCUUGACAUGGAUCCAGCACAUUGCAGGAGACAAGUGGGUGGCACAGCUGUCUGGUGUGGCAUUUACUUCCAAGGGCACCACUAUUCCAGUCAGCUUGAGCUCCUAAAAAGUCCCGCAGAGCUGGUGGAGGAAGGAUGCCCUUCCAAAUAAAAGCCGCAGCAAUCCGCUAGCACGCCCAUCGGUUACAGCAGCUGAUGGGAUCAAGAGUGAGGGUGAGGAGGCAGCCUCCCAUCAGGAAGGUCCUGACAGAGCAGACCCACCUGCAAUGGUCUCGGGAAGACCUGAGGAGGAAGAAGCUGGCGAGAGUUGGGGCAGGGCCAAAAGGCAACGUUCAGGGAGACCAGAGGACAAACCCAGUUCCCUCUGUGGAGGAAGAGCCCGAGAUGACAGUGCUGUCCCAGCUGAGAGGCCCUACAAGUGCAGCGUGUGUGGACGGAGCUUCUCCCAGAGCUCCAACCUGCUAACGCACCAGCGGCUGCACACGGGCGAGCGCCCCUACAAGUGUUCUAGCUGCAGCAAGAGCUUCAACACCAGCUCAGCCCUCAUUGUGCACCGGCGCACCCAUACUGGCGAGCGUGCCUACCGCUGCCCCGACUGCGGCCGGGGUUUCAGCGAGGGCUCAGUGCUCAUCAAGCACUGGCGCACCCACACGGGGGAGAAGCCCUACAAGUGUGCCCACUGUGGGAAGGGCUUCAGCCAGAGCUCCAACCUGGCUGCCCACCGGCGCGUCCACACUGGGGAGAGACCCUACGCCUGCCCGGCUUGCUGCAAACGCUUCAGCACCAGCUCCAAUCUGGCCGCCCAUCGCCGCACCCACACUGGGGAACGCCCCUAUGGGUGCCCUGAGUGCGGGCGUCACUUCAGCCAGCAGUCCAACCUUGUCGCCCACCAGCGUGUCCACACUGAGGACAGGCCCCACACCUGCCCCGACUGUGGGGAAGCUUUUGGCACAGGUGCCCAACUGCUCGUGCACCGUCGGCGCCACACUACCCACCGGCCCCACCUCUGCUCUGACUGCCCAAAGAGCUUCCCCAGCCACUCAGCCCUGAUGGCUCAUGGGCGGACCCACACAGGUGAGCGCCCCUACACCUGUUCUGAAUGCCAGCGUGGCUUCAGCCGCCGCUCCGACCUUAACAAACAUCAGCGUGUCCACACAGGCGAGCGCCCUUACCAGUGCCCCGACUGCGGCAAGGGCUUCAGCCAGAGCUCACACCUCAUCACCCAUCGCAGGUUGCACCAGGCCAGGAGGCCCUUUGUGGGCCUGGAUGGCUCAGGCUCUGCCCCACUAGUUACCCCUCAGGAAACCCAGAGCAGGGAGGGUCAGAGCCUCACUGCAGUGGAUGAUGGGGCAGCCCCUCGGGUGGAAAGAUGCCAUCCUGGCAAAGACUGUGAAGAAGGUUUCAGUGCCCAGCCAAAGCUUAAUACCCAUCUAGAGGUGAAAUCCCAUCCUGGUGCUAAUAGCACAAGGGUAAAGGCAAGUGCCAGGCCUGCCUCACCUUGCUGUGACCCCACCACACAGUGGACAGCAAACAGAAGGGAUGGGUCCCAUCCCUGCCGCAAUGCUGGACAAAGGCUAAGCCCAAGCCCAGCACCCCCUAACUCCUCACUGGAGGCCCAUUUAAGUCACCACCGGGGAGAUAGGAGUGCUGACCCCGAGCAAAGGUCCAGUAGGGGCUCACAGCUGUGGACUCACUUGGAUACAGACACAGGACACAGCCCAGAGCCUGCUGCCUGGCAUGCGGAGCACAGACACCCUAGUGCCACCUGCCAGGAAAGCCCCUGCUUAGGCCUAGCCCUUUCACACUGCCGGGUGCUGGAGAAACCAUUCCGGUGCUCAGACUGCGGGAAGAGCUUCAGCCAGAGCUCAAACCUGAUAAAGCACCAGCGUGUGCACACGGGGGAGAGGCCGUACACCUGCGUUGUCUGCCAGCGCAACUUUAACACCAGCUCGGCCCUGGUGGUGCACCGCCGCACCCACACAGGCGAGCGCGCUUACCACUGCUCUGACUGUGGCCGUGGCUUUCGUGACAGCUCUGUGCUUGUCAAGCACCAACGUGUCCACACAGGGGAGAAGCCUUACGUGUGCCCCCACUGCGGAAAGGGCUUUGCCCAGAGCUCCAACCUGGCUGCCCACCGACGUGUCCACACUGGGGAGAGACCCUACGUCUGCCCUGAGUGUGGGCGCAGCUUCAGCCAGCGCUCCAACUUGCUCACCCACCAGCGUGUCCAUGCUGAAGGGAAGUCCCACGCCUGCCCUGACUGUGGGGGUGGCUUUGGGACCCGGGCGGCUCUGCUGGCCCACCAGAGUGGCCAUGCCACUGACCGGCCACAUAAGUGCACCCACUGCCCCCGGAGCUUUGCCCGGCGUUCAGACCUGGUGAAGCAUGGGCGAACACACACCGGGGAGAAGCCCUAUGGGUGCCCAGAGUGUGGGCGCCGCUUCUCCCAGAGCUCGCACCUGGUGGUCCACCAGCGCUCCCACCUGCCUGAGAAGCCCUACAAGUGCACCCACUGUGGCAAGGGCUUCAGCACCAGCUCCCACCUCAUUGCCCAUCAAGUGACCCACACAGCAUAAGGUCCUGGAGCUAGUAGGAAGGCCUGGCACUCACUGCAACAAUGGGAGGAAGUGUGGCCCAGGGGUGAGGGAGGGCCUAGCAGGAGAAAGACCUCAGUUGAGUUCCCUCUUCUGCCUGAGAGUUUCUCUCUCUGACCUUUGGCAGGUCACUCCAGGCAGGAUUUCCAAAGGUGUCUUGGUGUUUGAAGGCUGAAAUCAGCAGGAGUUAGGCCCUCGGCUAAUCCGGGUGGCAGCUGCCUCUUGCUACACAGGGCAGAACAUGUGACCUGGCUCCUUGCUGCACAGCACAGGUCUCUGCCCCCACUCCCAUAAGAGCUCAGGCUGUCUGCAUUUACCUUCUCUACAGAUACCUGGGCCCUCUGCAGUGAGAAAAACACAGGCAAGGGAGAGCAGCAAGGAUUGCUGUGGAUGGUUCAGUACAGCUGUGCCACCUCAUGCCCUGGGCUGGGUAAGACCUCUGGGCCAGGAUCAGCAUCCUUGUGGGCUGGAUCAAGCCCAGGGUGUAGGUUACUGACCUGUGACCUAAUCCAUUUGGAUUUAGGCUACAUUAUGAAGUUCUACCAAUGGAGCCAUGUCAACCAGGGCUGUAAAAAGAUGACUUGCCUUAGCCAGUGCUGCUGAAUCCCUGUCAUGUGGGCCCAUCUCAGACAUACAACCUCUGGUAGUCUGAGUCAGUGUUUUUCUGGCAGUGGAAGAGCUCCCUCUGCUAGUACAGCCUGUGUGCACACUAGGAGCUUUGGUACUUCAGAGCUACAAAACAGGAGCACUGACACAUUUCUAAAAAGCUCCCUGCAGACUGGUUUCCACUGCCCUGGGCUUUGACUUGCAUCAAAAUGUGGGACAAUCAUUUACACACACAGCUUGAAUCACAGUUAACUGAAUUAGCCACAAUUGUCCAAGGAAAAAUUGUUAUCUCGGGUACUGUGUAGGGUUUGAAGCAGGACAAUGGGCUUGUACUCUGCAGGAUCCCAUAAGAAAAGGCUUUGUCCCAGGAGAAAUCCCUAGAUCCGUUUCUAGCCUGAAUGUUAGGAGCACAGCUGCUUAACUGACCCAGCAGCCCUCACAUAGGGGCUGCACAAUGUGCUGAGAGGGCGCUGAGAAGGGUAUCCAUAGCCGCCAGGCAACUGAGAAGGGUGCUGCUGAAGCUGGAUCAUUGACAAUCUUGGAGGGUGGGGGGAGCAGUCGUAAACCCUGCCCAUCAAAGAGUUAGGAUGCAGGGAGGCAUUUCUCCACUUGGGGUUCACAGCCAUCCCCUUCCUAACUCUCCAUGAAUUAGAAAGGGGAUAAGCACCUUUCUCAUGAAAAGGAGAAGAUAGUGAUGGUGGUAGUGGAGGCAGCAAUAGCUCCCUUUUAGCCAAUAGCCCAGCAGUUGGAGAGCUGGCUUGGGAGACUUGAAUCUUCCUCUUCCACCUUCCUGGACAGCACCCUAACUAUCAGGCUGCUGGACAUAUUAGGGUGGAAUUGUCUUGGUCCUUUAUGCUAAAACUCUUCUAUUUCAUAUGGGGAAAAAAAAUUGUUGGGCCAGGUAUUACCAUGUCUCUAACCUAGUGAUUAAGGCAGUCACCUAGAAAGUGGUCUGGGCAGGGUUUGAAUUGUGGGGGAACUUGGGCAGGGAGGAGGACUGACCCCCCAUAAGAGACUAGAGCCCCCCUGUAAAAUUUGAAAAUCAUAACCUGGAAGGGUCUCUGAUUUUAUAAGGCAUUGUGAUGGGAAGCUCAGUUGCUUUUUGCAGACCCCCAGGAGUCAAAGUGUAAUUCCAACCUUGGGAUUACAGUCCCAGGUACAAGUAGCACGUACCAGUCCCUGUACAAGAGCAUAUUUUUAAGUAGUUUAUGCAGAGCUGAAUUGUUGCCGCAGAAGGAAAUGGCAGACUCCUAUCCCAAAAUGUCCAGGGGCCUGGUGGUUAGGGCACUUUUCUGCAGAGGUGGUAGAUGUAGGUUUAAAACAUCCCUUCAGGUCAAUGAAGGAUUUGAACCUGCAUGACCCAUUUCAGCACUGUAAACACCAGGCUCUUUGGUAAAAGGGAGUCAGUGUCAUGAUUUCUAUUUGGGACCCAUCAGUAAAUGUGCUCUGAACAGGCUAAUUGAAUCAGGCUCAGCCCCAACCGCCCUUCUCCCCCCACCAAGUGAGAAAAGCAAAGGAGCACCUAAUUUGGGAAGCCGAGGAUAGCUGAGCUCUGAGCUACAUGCCCAGCUGCUCAGUGCAGUCAAAACUGAGGCAGUGCCUGGCCUACCCAGCAGUAGAACUUAAGAUGAAUGGGAGUCUUAACUGGUGAAAACAUUUACUGGUGGAAAGGCACCUUCAGCCUUUGGAAACAGUGGUGUGGGGAUCGAAAUUUUGAACUUAGGAUCUUAAAGUAGCAUUUGGGGCUGGAUCCACAAAAAGGCUUGGCCAUUGAGGCAGCAGCUACCUGCACGUUUAAGCACCUAAAUACCGGCUUAAAAAAAAAUCUGGCUUCCUGUACCUCAUUUUUGUAUCUGUACAAUAGGGAUAAAGCACUCCCUAUUUCACAAGAGUUAUGUGGAAAUAAAUGUGUUAAAGACUGAUAUGCUCAGACACUAUGGUAGUGGAAGCCCUGUAUGUAUCUAAGAAUACAUUAUUGCACCAGGAGUUUGGAGGCUUUUUUGUCCUCUUUGCAUUGAUGGUCCAUAGAUUCAUAAAUGCUAGGGUCAGAAGGGACCUCAACUGAUCAUCGAGUCAGACCCACUACCCUGGGCAGAAAAGAGUGCUGGGUUACAUGGAUGUGAGUUCGCAGUACAGGAAAAAUUCCUUGAGAGAGCUAGACAUUUCUAGACAUGGAUAAAGUUAGGGAAAGAAACCCACUAUGACUUUUCUUUCCAGCUGAAAAAAGUUGGUGGAAGUGUCAGAAAACAUGAGAUAAUUAUUUUCUU
This is a messenger RNA of Alligator mississippiensis (American alligator), 5671 nucleotides long. Its product is annotated as zinc finger protein 850-like. Lineage: Eukaryota; Metazoa; Chordata; Crocodylia; Alligatoridae. Gene Ontology annotation, molecular function: DNA-binding transcription factor activity; RNA polymerase II cis-regulatory region sequence-specific DNA binding. Gene Ontology annotation, biological process: regulation of transcription by RNA polymerase II. The transcript has 3 exons. The record is from RefSeq and is a predicted model, not a curated record. Bases 471 to 2780 code for a protein of 769 amino acids.